Molecule: messenger RNA, 381 nt
Organism: Hansenula ciferrii
Lineage: Eukaryota; Fungi; Ascomycota; Saccharomycetes; Phaffomycetales; Wickerhamomycetaceae
Exons: 1
Coding region: 1-381 (126 amino acids)
Source: RefSeq, a predicted model, not a curated record
AUGUCGGUAUCACAAUCACUACCUCUAAGAAUCAUACAUUCAUUAAUUAUACUUAUAUUAGUUCCAAAAACUUAUAUGAGUGGAUUCCUUGCAUUAUCAAUUAUUAAACCAGAUAUUUCAAAUAUAUCGUAUAAUUCUAAAGUUAUGAAAAUGGUAUGGGGUGGAUGUAUAUUGAUGAAACUGAAUCAUGUUGUUAAAUAUUCAAAGAUUUUAUAUAAAAAAUGGGAUUAUUAUAAUUCAAGAGAACAAACUUUCAAUGAUUCUUUAGGUCCAUUAGGGUAUGAAUUUUUAGGAGGUUUGAUAUUGAUAUAUCUGUCUUAUGAAUAUUUGAAAAAUCGUGAUAUUGCUUUACAAGAGAAUGAUGAUGAGGAAAAGAAGUAA